This is a messenger RNA of Phoenix dactylifera (date palm), 2143 nucleotides long. RefSeq names its product putative alkaline/neutral invertase D. Gene Ontology annotation, molecular function: endo-alpha-N-acetylgalactosaminidase activity; sucrose alpha-glucosidase activity. Gene Ontology annotation, biological process: sucrose catabolic process. Lineage: Eukaryota; Viridiplantae; Streptophyta; Magnoliopsida; Arecales; Arecaceae. The record is from RefSeq and is a predicted model, not a curated record.
CUCCUUCCGCUUCCAUGGCGUCUUUUUUUUCUCCUCUCCUUCUCUCCCCCUGUUCCCAUUGUCCUCCUUCUAUCUCCCUCUCUCCCUCGAGGUUCGCCGCCGAGAGUUCUCUGGAAGAGCUCCUCUCAUCUGUUCCAGAUCUAUUUGACCAUAAGGCGUUGGUGGAUCGUAGCUGUUGCUUACGAGAGCGAUUGUGGGAGGCAUGGAGAGUCUCCGGAGGGUGGAGUCGCGUUGCUCGGUCGCCGAUACCGACGACUUCGACCUAUCACGGAUGCUUGACAAGCAGCCGAGGCUGAACAUUGAGAGGAAGAGGUCGUUUGAUGACAGGUCGCUAAGUGAGCUCUCGAUUUCCGGGAACUUCAGGCAUACCGAGAGCUAUGAGAGCAUGUUAUCCCCCAUGGCGACGCGGUCAGUACUUGAUACGCCGGCCUCGUCAUCUAAGAAUGUGUUUGAUCCACAUCCAAUUGUUUUCGAGGCAUGGGAGAGUCUCCGGAAGUCGCUGGUGUUCUUCAGGGGGCAGCCGGUGGGGACGAUCGCCGCUAUUGAUCACUCCUCGGAGGAGGUGCUUAAUUACGAUCAGGUUUUUGUCCGUGAUUUUGUACCAAGUGCUCUGGCUUUCCUGAUGAAUGGUGAGCCGGAGAUAGUUAAAAACUUCCUUUUGAAAACACUCCAACUUCAAUCAGGGGAAAAGAAGAUUGAUCGUUUUAAGCUCGGUGAAGGAGCCAUGCCAGCAAGCUUCAAGGUGCUCCAUGACCCUCGUAGGAAAAAAGAUACUAUAAUUGCAGAUUUUGGGGAGAGUGCUAUUGGAAGGGUUGCACCUGUUGACUCUGGCUUUUGGUGGAUAAUUCUUCUCCGUGCAUAUACAAAGUCUACAGGGGAUUUAUCUCUGGCAGAAACACCUGAAUGCCAAAAGGGCAUGAGGCUUAUAUUAUCUUUAUGUCUGUCAGAGGGUUUCGACACGUUUCCAACCUUGCUUUGUGCAGAUGGAUGCUCGAUGAUAGAUCGUAGAAUGGGCAUUUAUGGCUAUCCUAUUGAAAUCCAGGCUCUUUUCUUUAUGUCACUAAGAUGUGCAUUAUCAAUGCUUAAAUCUGAUGCACAAGGGAAAGAAUUUAUGGAACGGAUAGCGAGACGCUUGCAUGCUCUGAGUUAUCACAUGCGAAGUUACUUUUGGCUUGACUUUCAACAGCUAAAUGAUAUAUAUCGCUACAAAACAGAGGAAUACUCUCACACAGCAGUUAAUAAAUUUAAUGUUAUUCCUGAUUCUAUCCCAGAGUGGGUUUUUGAUUUUAUGCCUAUGCGCGGUGGUUACUUUAUAGGAAAUGUCAGUCCUGCAAGGAUGGACUUUCGAUGGUUUGCUGUAGGUAAUUGUGUUGCCAUACUAUCUAGUCUUGCAACUCCAGAGCAAUCUGUGGCCAUAAUGGAUCUAAUUGAAGAGCGCUGGGAAGAGCUGGUCGGUGAAAUGCCCCUAAAGAUAUGUUAUCCUGCCAUCGAAAGCCAUGAAUGGAGGAUUGUGACAGGUUGCGAUCCAAAAAAUACUAGAUGGAGUUAUCAUAAUGGAGGAUCUUGGCCAGUACUUCUGUGGCUGCUCACUGCAGCCUCUAUCAAGACGGGCCGACCACAAAUUGCCAGACGAGUAAUUGAGCUCGCGGAGACCCGGCUACUGAAAGAUGGCUGGCCGGAAUAUUAUGAUGGGAAGCUUGGCCGGUACAUCGGCAAACAGGCAAGGAAGUUUCAGACAUGGUCAAUUGCAGGCUAUUUGGUGGCCAAGAUGAUGCUCGAGGAUCCCUCUAAUCUUGGAAUGAUCUCUCUUGAAGAGGACAAGGCGAUAAGGCCCGUGAUAAAGAGGUCAGUCUCGUGGACUUGCUAAGGGGGGUGUCAGAAGGAAGACUUGUACCAUAUUCUUUGGCAAUCAUUCAUCAUUCUCAUCUUUUUGCCUCUCCAAUCGGGAGGGUUGGUUGUUCAGCUGGCUUCAUCCCUGUAUGAAGUGUUUAUCUGUACUCUAUAAUUAUAUAUCAUCAUCAGAAAAUUGAGUUUCACAUAAGGUGAGGCUUGUUGAGGGAAACAAAAAAAAACUUCGCUGCUAUUGUUAAACACUAUCUAUACAAUUUAAAUCAAAUUGAUUCAGUUCAUCUGGAGACCAAAA